Heterostelium album PN500 is the source of this 879-nucleotide messenger RNA. RefSeq lists its product as uncharacterized. Bases 1 to 879 code for a protein of 292 amino acids. The record is from RefSeq and is a predicted model, not a curated record. NCBI's taxonomy places the organism in Eukaryota, Evosea, Eumycetozoa, Acytosteliales, Acytosteliaceae. The transcript is spliced from 2 exons.
AUGAUCACUAAGCUAGGUCAAGGAUUAACACAGGCCAACUACGCACAAGCAUUUGCCUUUCAUUACUUCCAAUACACUGCACCGAUCUAUAUCGUAGAUUCGUCGGUAGUCACCAUCAAUAGAAUCACCGUUUUCAACCCUGAUGGUGAAGUCUAUCACCCAACUGUUGACCCAUUGGCAACCGGAAGAAUUACAAAUCUCCCAAUUCCAACAACAUGUCUUCCAGAUCCAGGUCUAGACGGUCACAUGAUUGUCUACGACAAAUCACAAACUAGAUUCCUCGAAUUCUCAAGAUUCAAAUGGAUAAACUCUACAUUUGCUUCUGCAACCAGACACGACAAUUUCCUAUGGAAUGCUCUAGGAACUUCUUUACCAUUUAAUUCAGGUGGAUAUCCAUGGUGGAUGAAAGGUGUUCGUGGUUCAGGUGCACCUUUUAUUGCCGGUCUCAUUAGAUAUGAUGAAUUGAUCACAAGAGGUGAGUUGAAUCAUGCUCUGGCUAUUGCCGGACCGACCAACCGUCAAAAGAAAACCAACAAGCCCUAUACCUACGAAGCAUGUUCACCGGUUGCCGCUAGAAACGACGGUGCACUCAUUGCUGAUGAUGGUUUGCUCGAGGGCCAACGUAUCCGAUUGAAUCCAAACUAUGACAUUUCCAAUUUCGGUCCGAAAGCAAAGUUGGUUGCCCAGGCUCUCAAAACCUACGGUGGCUACAUAGUUGAUAAUUCACCAGACUUUGGACUAUUUUUGGAGAGAACACCGGGAUCUACAUCUUCUAAUUCGCCAUGGUUGUCUUAUUGGGCAAAUGACCUCAUUAGCAUCACUCAAAUUCCACUCAAUCAACUUCAAGUUUUAAAUUGUUCAAACAUUGCAACAAAAUAA